AUGAACGAUGGGGAUGUGUCGAGGCAGAUCCAGCAGAUGGUCCAGUUCAUCCGGCAGGAGGCCGAGGAGAAAGCCAAUGAGAUAUCCGUCUCUGCCGAAGAGGUUCACCUUUCUGUUUUCUCUGCACGGAUCGCAUUUUCGACUCUGCUUCCCUGGUGUCUGGUAUCAUCGGGUUGGCCCUGUUGUUCAUGUAGCGUCCGUUGUUUUACGCUAGAGAAGAGAGGUGGCUUUUUCCGGUUGCACUACGCGAAUUUCGCCCUCUCCAUUGGCUUAUCGCUUUCUCUGCCAUUCUGGAAAUUCAUGUUUCCAGGGAUAAGAUAUUUAUUCUCAACUUGUCGUAUCAAUACGAUUUUUGCAAUUUCACCGUUUACGACAACAGGAAGUACGGUGGGAUCAUUGAGGACUAACAGGAAAGCAUAUUUGUGGAAGUUAUUGGAUCACAACUCUGUAAUUACCACUCGUUGUAGUUCCAUGGUUCCAUUGGUUCCGUUAAUUAUCAUCAUCAACAUUGGCGAUCCUUUGUGAAUGAACUCGCGUGUUAUUUCCAUGCUAGAGGUAUAACAGCCUACUUUUGUAGAUAAUCAGGCCUGGGAACGGUGCUUAAUUUAUUUGAGAUCACUUAUUCUCGCUUUAUUUGUUUCACUGUACCUCUUUGUGAGUUCUAACAUAGAUCUUAGCUCUGAUUCCAGAAAAUUAUGUUCUGCGUUUCUUACGGUUUCAGUGCAAAAUUGGAUGUCACCGAUGUUUUAUGCAAGCAGAAUUUCUAUAACUUAGUGUGUCAUAUAGAAAUUCCCUGCACAAGAAUGUUUUGGAGGUAUAGAAUUUUGACUUUUUAAAAAAAAAUAAUAUUCCCAUGCUGUUAAAUUCUGUGCCACUGAAAAUAUUAUGCCGAUGGAUGUUUAAGGGAAGAACCUUCUCUUUCCAAAUCUGAAUGCGACUUCAUUUUAAACACAAUGCAUCCUUUGGUAUACAUUUUCGUGAGUCCUCUCUUUUCUUAUCCACUGAUGAACAAAGAUAGUUAUUUGAUUAUUUUAAAGAAUUUCCUUGUUUUAGCCCAUCAUCUCAUAGAAUUACCCAUCAUCGCAGGAAUUCAACAUAGAAAAAUUGCAACUUGUUGAGGCUGAGAAGCGGAAAAUUCGACAAGAGUAUGAGCGGAAGGAGAAACAGGUGGAAGUACGCAGGAAGAUGUAUGUCUGCUGUCUCUCUGACUUCAAACACUGCCUCAUCCCAACAGCGUUAUUAAAUAUACAGAAGAAAUGGUUCAAUAAAUGUCAAAUAUUGGAAAAAAUACGUGAUAGUGGCUAUCGUUCACAUCUCACCCAAGGUUCUUUGCAACUUUUCAUGCAGAAGACCAUGUCGCUCUUUGUUGCUACAUCUUGGUUGGCAUCGAUAAAUCAGAAUGUUAUAAUGUUCUUUCUAUCUUUUUAGCACAUCUCCAUCUGUUUUUAAAAUCUGUCGCUUUCCUUAAUUUCCAGAAAGUUGCAUUAAUGUUUAUUCUUCUUUGUUGUGUAAUUUUAACAUUCUUGUUUUGCAGUGAAUAUUCAAUGCAGUUGAACGCCUCCCGUCUCAAAGUUUUGCAAGCACAGGAUGACCUUGUAAGUUCCAUGAAGGAUGCUGCUUGCAAGGAGCUUCUACGUAUUUCUGCUGAUUCUGUUGCAUACACUACGCUCCUCAAAGACUUAGUUGUUCAGGUAAGGUGCAAUACUCUGUUAAAGGUUGAGACACUUACAGACUGAGUUAACCAUGAGGAAACAUUUUUUAGUAGGCCUAGAUGAUAAUUUUUCGUGCAUAUUUAUUUCUUUUAUUCCAUUUUCCCAUGCAUUAAGUCCAUUUUCUCAUGCACGUUUCUAAUUGUGAUGAAUUUUCGACAGAAUACAUCCUUCAUCUCUUUUAACUUGGAUAUUUUGGGGAGGGGGUGAGUUUGAUGUGAAUUUCACCAAAAUUUAUAUUUUGCAAUGAAAUGAAUGGUCGAUUCAUUCAAGUUUCAUUUAUUAAUCUUUGAGAUCCUAGAAAGUGCCGACCAGAUUAUUAUCCCAGGCACAGUCUGAAUUUGGGAAACGUACCAAUCUUGUUCUGGCCAUUCUAAAAGAAGGUGGAAACCAAAAAAUGAUGAAAAAGGUUAGUCGUAGUAGGAAGAGUGGAAGAGAGAAGAAAAUAUCUUACUUUUUGAAUUUUUUUUUUUCUGGCGGAGGGUUUCUUGGAAGAAAGGUCAUGAAGAUGUAUAAUCCAAACCAUUAGUGUUGGAUCCGUGAGCGACAAAGUUGAUGAACAGUGGUUGACCCAAUCGCAGCAGAGUUAUCCUCCACUCUUCAUCCAUCUGUUCUCGUCAAUUUGUCACUUCUCUCUCCUCUUCUUCCCCCAUCUUUUUCUUUUUUGGUGAGGAUCCAGUAAAUUAUCUCCAGCAAAAUCUCCUUUUGACAAUAGUGAACACAGUUUCACAGGAUCGUAAUAUCUGAUCCUUCUGCCCUGGUGCUAAUGAAGGUCGAUAGAAGAUACAAAGAGAGGAAUGUGUAGUCCAUCCUUGGUGAGCGAAAACCGGUUUUUCUUAAUACCGGACCGAAGCCAAGCGAAGGGCCAUUCACAAAGCUAACCAACUGAGAAUUUUCAUUCUGGGAUUUCUUUCUGCUUCAUUUGAGGGAGUAUCCACAUGAAUGCUACUGAUGUGGAUGUGGAACUGAUGAAAAAUGUAUCACAGCAUUGUCACUAGGUGCCUGGUGUCUUCCUCUUUCAUGUUCAAAAACCAAGACUUUCUGGCUUCUCCAUCCGCAAUCGGAGUUUCUGACUGUACUUCUGUAAUCGUUAUUCCUUCAGAUGGCCAUACACUGGGCUCAUACCUGACACCUCGUUUUUCUAGUGUCCUUUCUGGUUGUUCUUCAUCUGCCCGCUUACAUGCAGCACAGGCCCAUCCAUUACUUUAGAACAUCUUGUCUUUAGUUGGUGAUUGACAGAGUAACUAGUUAUGCUUGUUCUUACAUGGAAACCCUCCUUUCGUAUUUUGCACUUCAUUUCUUUACUCUUAAAUCGAGGACAUAAAAAUGAGUGAAAUAAAAUUAAAAAAAACUCGCGGAUAACUCUGCAAGUGCCUAUGUCUUUAAUAAAUGCGUAUGAAGGUCUAUAAGGCAUGCUUUUCUCUUGGUCGAGUGGGCUACCUGGCUGUUGAGGUGACUGUCUAAUGUUUAGGUGAUAUAAUUAUUAAAAUUUAAUGUGCGCUUAUUAUUAUAUUUUCUAUGCGACGAAAUGGCUGUUUAUGGAUCAUACGUAUCUUACAUUUAAGUAUAAACCGGUUGUGUCCAUUUAUCAAUCAAUUUUUCUUCAUAUUUUCAUCCCCCUUCUCAAUGCUUACCGAUCCUUACAGGUUUUGUGCUGAUUUCAGGCUUUAUUACGUCUGAAAGAGCCAACGUUAUUGUUGCGGUGCAGAGAGGCUGAUCUGCCUCUCGUGGGGUCCAUUUUAGACGCAGCAAAGCAAGAAUAUGCUGCCAAGGCCGGCGUUCAUACUCCUCAAGUUACUAUUGACGAGCAAGUGUUUCUUCCUCCACCUCCUAGUCACCAUGGGGCGCACGGCCCUUUUUGGUAAAUUCCUCUGCUAUUUUCAAGCGCAAGCCUUUGAAACCUGGUUGACUUUCCCACCCUCGUAGAGGCCUUUCCGCAAGAAGCAUCCCCAAAAGAUAGUCUCCCCUGUUCUUCUUCUUUUACAGAGGGGAUGGAUGGAUCUUCGUGUCACCAAGAACAGGCCCUUGGAUUGUGUAGAACUGCUUGUUCCUGUUUCUCGCCGUUGACUUCAUCUCUGACGACUCUUUUUCCUCUUUCUUUUUUUGAACAGCUCCGGUGGUGUGGUUCUGGCCUCUCAAGAUGGGAAGAUCGUCUGCGAGAACACUCUCGAUUCGAGGUUAGAACUCGUCUUCAGGCAGAAACUCCCCGAGGUAACCUUUUUUUUUAUGCCCCGUAUAACAUAAACAAAGUAUCAAAAUUUUUAUUUAUUAAAAACCCAUUACGGACAUUUUCUGGGACUUCUUUCCAGAUAAGGAAGCAGCUCGUGGGAAGGGCCACCGUUUGA
Messenger RNA from Spirodela intermedia, 4054 nucleotides. Lineage: Eukaryota; Viridiplantae; Streptophyta; Magnoliopsida; Alismatales; Araceae. The record is from the annotation of a GenBank genome assembly.